AAGUUCUGCUUAUCAUAUUUUUUAUAACUGAGCUAUGCCAUGUUUAGAUUGAAGUACAGCUCAUCCGAAAAAGCUGUCAUCACUCAUCUUUUAUCUAUCAAUCUUUUAUCUUACUAUCUGUUUUGCCGUUGACACAACAUGCUGAUAGGGUUUCGUGGAAUUUCUUCUCAGAACAGUUUUGCAGAACAGAGUUUGUUUCUGGAGCGCUUAGUUCAUCUUGGGUUUACCCUGCUUUUUUCAGUUACAUACAGGCUCUGUUGAAGCCUUAGUAGUUUUGCAUAUUAUUAAAAUAUAUUCAAAGCUAUGUGGUGAACCUGCAUCAUUUCCUUGUGACAUGUAAAACGUGUUUGAGGUCAUAGGUAACACGGUUAAGCCCCUCAUAUCUUCACAAUGAUUAAUCAUCCUUUCCACACAAUGACAAGCGUCAAGGCUUAAAAAGUGCUCAUUUAGCAGCUGUGGUAGCUUCUGAAUUUUCCAUGUGCUGAUGCAUCUGAUAGGUAAAACCCUGCUGUGUCAGAUGCAACUUUAAACACCCUGACCUAAGAUUUAGCAGCAGAUUGAUGGAGAAGAAUGGCUCGAAUCUCGUUGGAAUGUCCCAACUCUUUACCAGGGAUCCCCCUCAGUGUGCUGUCAGUGCCCAUGGAGAAUAAAUACAAAUGUCAGCAGUGUCUCCAGGUCCUGAGGAAGCCUGUCCAGGCUCAGUGCGGCCACCGCUUCUGUGUACACUGCUUCAAGCAGCUCACCAGUUCUGGGCCAAAACCAUGUGAAGCAUGUCGCCAGGAGGAAAUUUAUGAGGAGCCCAUGUCCAUUCUAAAUAGCAAUGAGGCGUUUCCAGACAAUGCAGCAGGUAGAGAGAUAGCAAGUCUGCCUGCAAGAUGUUUGAACCAAGGCUGCAGUUGGACCGGCUCAAUUAAAGAGUAUGAGAGUCAGCAUGAAGGUCACUGUGAAUUCGAGCGGGUUCUGUGCGAGGCCUGCCAAACCUUCAUCCUACGUUCGGAGAGGGACAGGCACAAUGAGAGGGAGUGUGAGGCCCGAAUGCUCAACUGUAAAUACUGUAAAAUGACCUUCAACUUUAAAGACAUCAAGGCUCAUGACGAGAUAUGUGUGAAGUUUCCUUUACAAUGCAAAGACUGUGGCAAGAAGAAGAUCCCACGAGAAAAGUUCAGUGAUCACAUCAAGUCCUGUGCUAAGUCAAAGAGUGCCUGUCCAUUCAGUGAAGUGGGCUGUAAAUCUGUGAUUGAGAACGGAAAGCUCAGCGACCACGAGCACAGCAGCACCAUGGAGCACUUGCGUCUGCUGCUGCCGAUGGUGCUGUCCCUGGUUCGAUCACGUCCUGAUCCCAGUCCAGGGGAGUGGCAGGAGGAUUCUGGUCUGGGCCUGUACAGGUCUCCUGAGGAGGGAGUCACUAUGGGUGCCGGAGCUGCAGCCUCUGCGCAGUCUGUGGACUUAGACAAAAAGGUAAAGGCUUUAGAAAACAUCGUCUGUGUACUGAACCGAGAAGUGGAGCGCAGUUCAGUGACGAUAGGGGCUUUUACGCAUCAACAUCGUUUAGAUCAAGAAAAAAUAGAAAACCUCUCUAACAAAGUGAAUCAGCUGGAGCGAAUGGUCCAGAUGAGAGACUUACAGCUGUCUGAGAGAGAACAGAUGGUGAGAGAGCUCCAGUACUGCACCUACGACGGUAUAUUUGUCUGGAAAAUCUCUGAUUUCUCACGACGCAGGCAGGACGCUGUGGCGGGAAGAGCACCUGCGAUGUUCUCUCCAGCGUUUUACUCGAGCAAAUACGGGUACAAAAUGUGUCUGAGGUUAUAUCUGAAUGGCGAUGGGACAGGUCGAGGAACUCACCUGUCGCUGUUCUUUGUCGUCAUGAGGGGACAGUGUGACGCUCUGCUCAAAUGGCCAUUCAGCCAGAAGGUGACCCUGAUGCUCUUGGAUCAGAACAACAGGGAGCACAUUAUCGACGCUUUCCGCCCUGAUGUGACCUCCACCUCCUUCCAGAGGCCGAUCAGUGAGAUGAACAUCGCCAGCGGCUGCCCGCUCUUCUGCCCGCUGGCUAAACUGGCAGGCAAGAGCCCGUACCUCAGAGAUGAUACAAUCUUCAUCAAAGCCAUUGUAGACCUCACGGGGUUGUAAAGUGAGCUGUGGAAGCUACACCAAAACAUGUUUCAGAAAAAAUUUAGGGAAAUAACUAUAAAUAAGCAUAUAUACUAAAUGAAUAAUAGCAGAUUUAUUAUAACAUUAUAUAUUAUAUAGAACAUUUUGUGGCUAAGAUACCAUAUCUGUACUAUACUAAAAAUGUCCUGGGAGUGUCACAUUAGGAUUGGUUUCUAAGGUGUGCAAAAUAAACAUGGUGGUGGAUCUGAACUAGUUAUGGGAAUUUAUAUUUAGUUGAUAAAUUAAUCAAAUGUCUAAUUAGCUUUAUAUAACUUAAAGGUAUAAAAUGUGACAAAAGGACAAAGUAGAUAAAUUGUCAAGGAGGGAUCAAGAACAUCUGAUGAAAAGAAAACAUCCCUUGAUCCCUACAAUAAAGGUUAAAAAAAAAAAAAAAAAAAAAAAA
Cheilinus undulatus (humphead wrasse) is the source of this 2554-nucleotide messenger RNA. It is a transcript of the gene traf2b, whose product is annotated as Tnf receptor-associated factor 2b. Gene Ontology annotation, biological process: protein autoubiquitination; positive regulation of canonical NF-kappaB signal transduction; tumor necrosis factor-mediated signaling pathway. The coding region runs from base 571 to 2130 and encodes 519 amino acids. NCBI's taxonomy places the organism in Eukaryota, Metazoa, Chordata, Actinopteri, Labriformes, Labridae. The transcript is spliced from 11 exons. Gene Ontology annotation, cellular component: plasma membrane signaling receptor complex; cytoplasmic side of plasma membrane. Gene Ontology annotation, molecular function: zinc ion binding; tumor necrosis factor receptor binding; ubiquitin protein ligase binding. The record is from RefSeq and is a predicted model, not a curated record.